CUCCCUUGUGUGCGCACCUAGUGCGCACCGCUGUACAAGUCCCUCUCCGUCAAAUACAACCAGACUGGCAGCCGACCCCUCCCUUGUGAUCCGUCGGUGGUAAUUCAAGAACCCAUCACAGCCGAUCAGAGCCACCUCUGCUCCCUAUAGUCGUAGCGUCGAGGAAAUACUCUAAAUAUAUAUAUUAGUAUAUUAUACUGUCAGAGAGAACCGUGUCGGGAGACAGAUCGCCUCUCUGUCAGAUCUCAUGGCUCCUUUUCUGCUCCUGUUGAUCCUCCUGUCUGGAGCAGCUUCUGGCCUGAUUGUGGUAACAGUGCACCCUGGAGAUGAUGUCAUUCUGCCAUGUCAGGCUGCUGGUUCCUCCAUCAGAGUCUUGGAGUGGACCAGACCUGACCUGAAGCCAGAUAUCGUCCUCUUAUACAGAGGUGGACACUUGACUCCAGAAGAACAGAAUCCAUCCUUUAAGGACAGGGUGGAGCUGGUGGACAGAGAUCUGAAGGACGGAGACGUGUCUUUAACUCUGAAGAAUGUGAGCAGACACGAUGCUGGAACAUACGAGUGUCGAGUUAAACCAGCUGAUACUAACCAAAUCACACUCAUCAGCACCAUCCGUCUGCUGGUUCCAGACCUGGUUGUGGUACCAGUGCCUGGAGAUGAUGUCACUCUGCCAUGUCAGGCUGCUGGUUCCUCCAUCAGAGCUGUAGAGUGGACCAGACCUGACCUGGAACCAGAGUACGUCCUCUUAUACAGAGAUGGACACCUGGAGACAGACCACCAGCAUCCAUCCUUUAAGGACAGGGUGGAGCUGGUGGACAGAGAUCUGAAGGACGGAGACGUGUCUUUAAUUCUGAAGAAUGUGAACAGCAUCGACAACGGGACAUACGAGUGUCGAGUUAAACCAGCUGGUUCAAGACGGGAAAGAAGAGCCAUCAUUGACUCUGAGCCAAUCAGAAUCAUCCGUCUGCAGGUUCCAGAGCCAGCAGGUCCAAACAGUGGACGCCCCGAGGAUGGAAACCCAAAGAAUGAUGUCCCUGAGGACAGAAACUCCUCUCCUGUAGUCCUCAUCGUUGGACUGGUAGCAGGUGGACUGGUUCUUGUAGCUGCUGCAGUGGGUGGUGGCCUGAUGUAUAAAAGACGUGAGGACAACAGAUCAGGACAACCUGCUGCUGCUGCUGAUGAUGAUGAUGAUGAUGAAGCAUUGGGCGAUGCACUCGUCUGACAUCUCCCAGAGGUUUUUCCACCUGACUGCUUUUCUCAUGUGUUGUAAAUAUUCAACCCUUUCUACUUUCUUUGUGUUUGCACAGCUUCUGUUUGUUUUUUCUCAACCAAUCUCUUCCCUCCAUGAAAAACAUACUUUUUUUUUCAAGUAAAAGUUUUGUUACUUUUAAAGACAAUAAUAAUAUUCUUUAGUUGUAAAUAUCAGCAGACGGAGCACCCCCCACAUAUCUUCUAAUCAGGUGUAGAGAGAUCUUCAACAUGUCUUCUGUUUGGGUGUUUUGGUAAUAAUACAUUUUAUAUGGAGGGGAUUUUAAAUGAUUGUUUUCUGCUCGGCCAUAUAAAGCCUCAGGGUGCCUUCUAAGAAUAAUAUAUUUCCAGCUAAUGAUAUAAUAUGCACUUACAUUGAAUGGUUUAAACUGAGGAGUUGAUAACAUUGUGAAUAUUGUUGUUAUUGUAAUUAUAAAAUCAUCUGAUGCAGCUCAGAAUAUCUCAGGGGAACAUAGAGGACGAGUCAGUCUCUAAAUAAGACCUUACACUGGAUUUAUUAUCUAUGAAAAUAGAUUUACAUGAUGUUUGCUAAAGGAAAUGUUAUGAAAUGUGAACUAUACCAAAGUGAUGAUCUUUGAAAUCAGUUGAUAAUUAUUUAAUAUGAAUCAAUGGAUGUAAUAAUAAUGAUCAGAGACAUGAUGGAAGUUGAUAACUCAGUUUUAAUUUUCAGAAACCUUAAUGCACUUUAAACUCUUCAAUCUUAUUCUGGUAAAUACUUUAUUUUUCUACAUUUGUAUUAACUUUUAUAUAUUCAUUGUUGUGUGUUUUAUAAAUUAAAUAUCCAACCUCAUAUUGUGUGUGUUAUAUUAAUAUAUUAACAUGUUAACUGUGUAGAGGAGGAUCAGAGCCUGGGGGGAGGAUGUGAUCCUGAGAGACUAAGACCUGAAUCUGAUGGAGGGUCUCUGGUCUCAGCUGAAGACACCUUUGUCCAACAUGUGGUGUCGGGCAUUAAGUGCGGCACGCUGCUUGUCUAUGACAGCAGAAACACGGGGACUUUGCUGAUGAACAGACACAUGAAGCAGGCUCGCCGUGGCAGAACAGAUGAUAGUCAGACUUCAACCUCCUCUUUUGUUACUUCUCCAAGCGUACCCCUGAGGGCGAGGCAAGCCUAAGAGGUCAAUAAACUAAUUUUGGCGCACUUUGUACGUGAUCUCUGCUGCCUGCACGAUCCAAUAUGCACAUUAAAUGCGUAGUAAAAAGAAGCUGUAUACAUAUAAUAAAAAUGGUUAUCUACAGUGUGA
This is a messenger RNA of Perca flavescens (yellow perch), 2507 nucleotides long. Its product is annotated as coxsackievirus and adenovirus receptor homolog. The transcript has 4 exons. Gene Ontology annotation, molecular function: signaling receptor binding. Bases 248 to 1219 code for a protein of 323 amino acids. The record is from RefSeq and is a predicted model, not a curated record. Lineage: Eukaryota; Metazoa; Chordata; Actinopteri; Perciformes; Percidae. Gene Ontology annotation, cellular component: external side of plasma membrane. Gene Ontology annotation, biological process: T cell receptor signaling pathway; regulation of cytokine production.